This is a messenger RNA of Rhineura floridana, 12770 nucleotides long. It is a transcript of the gene MUC2, whose product is annotated as mucin 2, oligomeric mucus/gel-forming. NCBI's taxonomy places the organism in Eukaryota, Metazoa, Chordata, Lepidosauria, Squamata, Rhineuridae. The record is from RefSeq and is a predicted model, not a curated record. The coding region runs from base 1 to 12405 and encodes 4134 amino acids. Gene Ontology annotation, cellular component: extracellular matrix. Gene Ontology annotation, molecular function: protein binding. The transcript has 54 exons.
AUGGGGCUAAGGCUAACCAGCCUUUUGACACUAUGGCUGGCCAUUUGCUAUGCAAAUGAAAUAAGAAAAGGAAGAAAUCCUAGUCAUGGCCACUAUGUCUGCAGUACCUGGGGGAACAACCACUUCAAAACUUUUGAUGGUGAUUUCUACCAGUUUUCUGGUGUCUGUGAAUACAAUUUUGUUUCUGACUGCCGAGAGACUUACAAGGAGUUCUCUGUCCAUAUCCAGCGUGAGCUGAAUGACCAAGGGCACCCUGACAUCCAAUAUGUUCUUGUCACAAUUAAGGAUGUUGCAAUCUACCUCACGCACAAGAUGGUGGUGGUGGAUGGACACAUUGUAAAGACUCCAUAUUACAGUUCUGGUGUCCUCAUUGAGAAGAAUGACAUGUAUAGCAAAGUCUAUGCCAGAGUGGGGCUGAUUUUGAUGUGGAACAGAGAAGAUGCCUUGAUGGUUGAGCUUGACACCAAGUUUAACAACUAUACUUGUGGUCUUUGUGGGGAUUAUAAUGGCCAGCAGAUUUACAGUGAAUUCCUCUCCAAUGGAUUGAGAUACAAUCCAAUCACAUUUGGAAACCUACAGAAGAUCAAUAAGCCCAGUGUUAUAUGUGAAGACCCUGAUGAGACACAAACUGUUGAAUCUUGCAACCAGCAUCGUGAUGAGUGUGAGAAGCUGUUGACUGCUCCAGCUUUUGCGGACUGCCAGUCCCACCUGAAUUUGGAACAGUACAUUCAAGCUUGCAUGCAGGACAGAUGUGCUUGCCAGCAGACUGAGGACUCCUUCUGCAUCUGCAGCACCAUCUCAGAGUUUUCACGCCAGUGCUCCCAUAGUGGUGGCAAACCUCAGAACUGGAGGACAUCACAACUGUGUCCUAAGUCAUGCCCUGAAAACAUGGUCUACCUGGAAAGUGGCUCACCCUGCAUGGACACCUGUUCACACCUGCAGAUCAGCAAACUAUGUGAAGAACACUACAUGGAUGGCUGUUUUUGCCCUGAAGGCACAGUAUAUGAUGACAUCACUGGGAAAGGCUGUGUGACCACAAGCCAAUGUCACUGUAAACUUAAUGGGAAUCUAUUUUCCCCUGGUCAAAGCAUCACUAAAGAGUGUGAAAGCUGCACCUGUCAGUCAGGUAGAUGGGUGUGCCAGGAUUUACCCUGCCCAAGUACUUGUGCAGUGGAGGGAGGAUCUCACAUUACUACCUUUGAUGGGAAGAAAUACACCUUUCAUGGAGAUUGCUACUAUGUGCUGACCAAGAGCAUAAAGAAUGACUCCCAUGUCCUCUUGGGAGAGCUGGGCCCAUGCGGUUCUACCGACAAACAGACAUGCCUAAAGACGGUGGUGCUAUUGAUAGACCACAGGAAAAGCAUUGUAGUUUUCAGAUCAGAUGGUACUGUAUUACUGAAUGAAAUGGAGGUUCACUUGCCUCAUAUAACAGCCAGCUUCUCAGUGUUCCAGCCAUCUUCUUACUACCUUAUUGUGCAGACGAACUUUGGCCUUAGGCUGCAGAUCCAGCUGGUUCCAGUCAUGCAGUUGUUUGCCAUUGUGGAUCAGUCUGCCAUGGGAAUACUCCAAGGUCUUUGUGGGAAUUUCAAUGGAAUAGAAGGAGAUGAUUUCAGAACAUCGAGUGGAUUAGUAGAAGCUACGGGGGCUUCCUUUGGUAACUCUUGGAAAGCACAAGCCAGCUGUAGUGAUAAGCCAGAUGAGUGGGGACACCCUUGCACUCUUAGCCUUGAAAAUGAAAAUUAUGCUGAACACUGGUGCUCUUUUUUGAAAAGUACAGAAACUCCUUUUGCCAGAUGUCACUCAGUCAUUGAUCCAGCAGACUAUUAUAAGCGUUGCAAGUAUGAUACCUGUAACUGUAAUGCCAAUGAAGGAUGUUUGUGUGCUGCCCUAUCCUCUUAUGCCAGAGCCUGUGCCUUCAAAGGGGUCAUGUUGUGGGGCUGGAGAGAUAUUGUCUGCAACAAAGAAGUGUCCUCUUGCCCAGCCAACCAAGUCUUCCGUUACAAUGUGACCACAUGCCAGCAUACCUGCCGUUCCCUUUCCUAUGGUAAUAGGCAUUGCUUGCGAGGCUUCACUCCAGUAGAUGGCUGUGGCUGCCCUGAGAAUACCUACAUGAUGGAGAAAGGCAUCUGUGUGCCAAUUGCUCAGUGCCCAUGUUAUUACAAAGGUUCAUAUGUGGGGCCUGGAGAUGUUGUUAUGAAACAAGAGGGACGCUGUGUUUGCAGAAAUGGAAGAUUUCACUGUUGUUCUAUAUUUUAUUUUACAGAGUGCUCAGCAAAUAAGACAUAUUUUGACUGCAACAACAUUGACUCUUGGUCUUCCCAAACACCAAUACAACUUAGCUGCCAAAUGCUGAGUACUGAUCAGUUCCAGACAGAGUGUAUCUCAGGUUGUGUGUGCCCCAAUGGAUUGAUUGAUGAUGGCAGAGGGGGAUGUGUUGAAGAAGAGGACUGCCCAUGCAUUCAUAACAAAGACUUUUAUUCCCCUGGACAAACAGUUAAAGUGGACUGCAACACAUGUACUUGCCAAAGAGGAAGCUGGAAUUGCACCAACAAUUUGUGCUUUGGCACAUGCAUCAUUUAUGGGAGUGGCCAUUUCAUCACCUUUGAUGGAAAAUUCUAUGACUUUGAUGGUACUUGUGAAUAUGUGGCUACCCAGGAUUACUGUGGAAACAGAGAAUCAGAGGGAACAUUUAGUGUCAUCACAGAGAAUGUCCCAUGUGGAACCACUGGAGUCACCUGCUCAAAGGCUAUUAAAUUUUUUCUAGGGAGCACUGAACUAAAGCUGGAAGAUAAACACAUAGAAAAAAUUGAGCGGAAUACUAGUAGCUCUGUGACUUUUUGGAUUCGUGAGCCAGUUGGGCUGUACAUUGUAAUUGAAGCCAGUAAUGGUGUUAUUCUCAUCUGGGACAAGAAGACUACUAUUUUCAUCAAGCUGGCACCCUAUCAUAAAGGAAACGUCUGUGGCUUAUGUGGCAACUUUGAUGACAAGUCCAGUAAUGACUUCACAGCAAGGGACAUGGUCCAAGUAAGCAGUGCACUGGCAUUUGGAAAUUCAUGGAAAAAGGAUAGCGCAUGCCCUGAUGUGGAUGUAGACAUUGAACCCUGUGAUGUGAAACCUCAUCGGAAAUCCUGGGCAGAGAAAGAGUGCAGCCUCAUCAAAAGUGUUGUUUUUACAGAAUGUCAUAAUAAGGUGGCCCCAGAUCAAUUCUAUGAAGCUUGUGUGCACGACGCUUGUGCCUGUGACUCUGGUGGGGACUGUGAGUGCUUCUGCACUGCAGUUGCUGCCUAUGCACAAGAAUGCAUCAAAGCUGGAGCUUGCGUCUACUGGAGGACUCCUGACAUUUGCCCAAUCUUUUGUGACUACUGGAAUCCUACGGAUGUAUGUGAAUGGCACUAUGAGCCUUGCGGAAGUGACAUUGUAACAUGCAAGAUCCUUAAUCACAUUAGCACCAACUUUUCAGUGCCACACUUGGAAGGUUGCUACCCACGAUGUCCUUCAGAGACCCCGAUAUACCAUGAAGAGUUUAAUAGAUGUGUGACAGAGGAUUUGUGUGGCUGCUAUUAUGAUGACACUUACUACCCAGUUGGAUGGAUUAUACCCACAUAUGAACCCAAAGACGAGUGUGAGAAAUGUUACUGUGCCUCAACUGGAAAAGUGGAGUGUGAGCCUAUAACAGGCAGCUGUUGCUAUGAUGGCAAAGUGUACCAUGAAGGAGACUACAUUGAAGAGAGAAAUGGAUCGUUCUGUUUCACCUUAGUAUGCACAAAUGGCACUAUGAAGGUUGAUGUACGCUUUUGCACUACAACUUCAACUGUGACUCCCACAAUGACUCUUUCAACUACCUCUUCCACUACUACUACCCCUACCACAACUUCCACUACAACCUCCACUAUAAUCUCUUCAACAACUCCAUGCUUUGAACUUGUCUGCCGAUGGAGUAAAUGGUAUGAUGUCAGUUUUCCUGAAGAGGGACCGGAAGGUGGUGACUUUGAGACAUAUGAUGCCAUAAGAACUAAAGAAGGAAGCAACUUUUGUUCAGCCCCACAAGAUAUACGGUGCAGGGCUGAAAAUGCACCUGAUCAAAGUAUUGAAGAAUUGAAACAGAAAGUGGACUGUAAUGUUACUUAUGGGCUCAUUUGUAGAAACAAAGACCAGGAUCAGAGCAUCUGGACCCUCUGCUAUAAUUAUGAAAUACAAGUCGAAUGUUGUCAAAUGGAAAUUUGCAGCACUUCUACCAUAACUCCCACCACUACUCCCUCCACUCCUACCACUACCUCCAUGCCACCUACUACUACACCAACUACCACUCCUACCGCAUCUUCUACAACCAGGUCAACUACCACUCCUUCUACAACUUCAACGCCAAAUACUCCAACCACAACCACUACUACAACAGUCUCCACAACAACUUGUGCCCAUACUGAAGAAUGUGAGUGGUCCGAAUGGAUUGAUGUGAGUUACCCACUGUAUGGCCGUGAUUUCGGUGACUAUGAAACUUAUGAUAACAUCAGAGCACACAACAUCGAGAUCUGUGAGACGCCAGAAAACAUAUCAUGCCGAGCAGAGAAAUUUCCUGAUGUCUCAUUGGAGGAACUGGGACAAAAAGUGGAAUGCAACGUUUUGAAUGGACUUACGUGUAACAAUAAAGAUCAGGCUGCUACACCUGCGGUUCCAAUAGAUAUGUGUCUCAACUAUGAGAUUAGUGUAUACUGCUGCAAACCUAUAUGCUUCAUUACAACAUCAACGACAUCUCCAACCACAACUCCUUCCACUACUACCCCAACUACCACCACCACCAAAAGUACGACUACCAUCACCCCCACACCAAUUACCACCACGCCAAGCACUACUUCCACACCAUUUACCACGACACCAAGCACUACUUCCACACCAUUUACCACCACACCAAGCACUACUUCCACACCAUUUACCACCACGCCAAGCACUACUUCCACACCAUUUACCACAACACCAACUACCACUCCUAUUACUACCACCUCCACGCCAUCCACCACUACCCCAACUACCACUCCAACCACAACCUCUACAACCCCUACAAACACGCCAGCUACCACGACGUCAACUCCAAGUCCAACUACAACCAGUACCACUACAGAAACCACUCCAGUCACUACAACAACAACGACAUCUCCAACCACAACUCCUUCCACUACUACCCCAACUACCACCACCACCAAAAGUACGACUACCAUCACCCCCACACCAAGUACCACCAUGCCAAGCACUACUUCCACACCAUUUACCACAACACCAACUACCACUCCUACUACUACCACCUCCACUCCAUCCACCACUACCCCAACUACCACUCCUACCACAACCUCUACAACCCCUACAAACACGCCAACUACCACGACGCCAACUCCUACUCCAACUACAGCCAGUACCACUACAGAACCCACUCCAGGAAGCACUACAAAUCCCUGCAUCAUGUGCUCUUGGUCUGAUUGGAUUGAUACAAGCUACCCAGACUAUAAUGACAAGGAUGGUGGUGACUAUGAAACUUAUGAGAAAAUCAGAGAGAAGGGCAUAGACAUCUGUUUGUACCCAUCAAACAUUUCAUGCAGAGCAGAAAAGUUCCCUGACACUUCACUUGAGGAAUUGGGACAGACAUUGGUAUGCGAUGUUUCUGUAGGACUAAUCUGUAAAAACAAAGACCAAGUCCCUGGAAAUUUGGCACCAACAUGUCUCAAUUACCAAAUCAGUGUUUAUUGCUGCAGAGAUGUGUGUGCUACCACAUCAACAGUUUCAACAGUUUCGACUACAACACUCACUUCCAUCACCGGAAGUACAUCUAAGACUACAACAGUAACAACAACAACAAUACCUUGCACAACUGAAGAAACUGAAAUACCAUGGACCUCUUCAGGCACUACAAUUUCCAGCACAACCAAGUCUUCAACUAUCACAGGGACUGUGUCCACAGCCACAUCAUCAUCUACACCAACCCCUACUGGGACUCCAUCAACAACCACGUCAACAACUACCACUUCCACCCUGAGUACAACUACACCUAUGCCACCUACAUCAACCACAACCACCACUGAAACCCCUACAACCACAUCAACUUCUACACCAACCCCCACUUGGAUUCCAUCAACAACACCCACUACUACCACUUCCACUCCGACCCCGAGUACAACUACACCCAUACCACACCCAUCAACCACGAUCACUGAAAAUCCUACUACAACAUCAACAUCUACACCAACACCCACUCCGUCAACAACCACAUCAACUACAAUUACCACUUCCACUCCGACUCCAAGUACAACAACACCUACACCACCUACAUCAACCACAACCAGCACUGAAACCCCUACCACAACCACAUCAACAUCUACACCAACCCCCACUGGGACUCCCUCAACAACCACAUCUACUACAACUACAACUACCACCUCCACACCAACUCCAAAUACAACAACACCUACACCACCCACAUCAACUACCACUGAAACCCCUACCACAACCACAUCAACAUCUACUCCAACCCCCACUGGGACUCCCUCAACAACCACAUCAACUACAACUACCACUUCCACUCCGACUCCAGGUACAACACCUACGCCACCUACAUCAACCACCACCACCACUGAAACCCCUACCACAACCACAUCAACAUCUACACCAACCCCCACUGGGACUCCCUCAACAACCACAUCAACUACAACUACCACCUCCACUCCGACUCCAAGUACAACAACACCUACACCACCCACAUCAACCACCACCACCACUGAAACCCCUACCACAACCACAUCAACAUCUACACCAACCCCCACUUCCUCAACAACCACAUCAACUACAACUACCACUUCCACUCCGACUCCAGGUACAACAACACCUACGCCACCUACAUCAACCACCACCACCACUGAAACCCCUACCACAACCACAUCAACAUCUACACCAACCUCCACUGGGACUCCCUCAACAACCACAUCAACUACAACUACCACCUCCACUCCGACUCCAAGUACAACAACACCUACACCACCCACAUCAACUACCACCACCACUGAAACCCCUACCACAACCACAUCAACAUCUACACCAACCCCCACUUCCUCAACAACCACAUCAACUACAACUACCACUUCCACUCCGACUCCAGGUACAACAACACCUACGCCACCUACAUCAACCACCACCACCACUGAAACCCCUACCACAACCACAUCAACAUCUACACCAACCUCCACUGGGACUCCCUCAAUAACCACAUCAACUACAACUACCACCUCCACUCCGACUCCAAGUACAACAACACCUACACCACCCACAUCAACCACCACCACCACUGAAACCCCUACCACAACCACAUCAACAUCUACACCAACCUCCACUGGGACUCCCUCAACAACCACAUCAACUACAACUACCACUUCCACUCCAAGUACAACACCUACACCAUACACAUCAACCACCAUCACCAGCACUGAAUCCCCUACAACAACCACAUCAACAUCUACUCCAACCCCCACUUCCUCAACAACCACAUCAACUGCAACUACCACUUCCACUCCGACUCCAGGUACAACAACACCUACGCCACCUACAUCAACCACCACCACCACUGAAACCCCUACCACAACCACAUCAACAUCUACACCAACCUCCACUGUGACUCCCUCAACAACCACAUCAACUACAACUACCACCUCCACUCCGACUCCAAAUACAACAACACCUACACCACCCACAUCAACCACCACCACCACUGAAACCCCUACCACAACCACAUCAACAUCUACACCAACCCCCACUGGGACUCCCUCAACAACCACAUCAACUAUAACUACCACUCCGACUCCAAGUACGACACCUACACCAUCCACAUCAACCACCACCACCACCACUGAAACCCCUACCACAACCACAUCAACAUCUAUACCAACCCCCACUUCCUCAACAACCACAUCAACUACAACUACCACUUCCACUCCGACUCCAGGUACAACAACACCUACGCCACCUACAUCAACCACCACCACCACUGAAACCCCUACCACAACCACAUCAACAUCUACACCAACCUCCACUGGGACUCCCUCAACAACCACAUCAACUACAACUACCACUUCCACUCCAAGUACAACACCUACACCAUACACAUCAACCACCAUCACCAGCACUGAAUCCCCUACAACAACCACAUCAACAUCUACUCCAACCCCCACUUCCUCAACAACCACAUCAACUGCAACUACCACUUCCACUCCGACUCCAGGUACAACAACACCUACGCCACCUACAUCAACCACCACCACCACUGAAACCCCUACCACAACCACAUCAACAUCUACACCAACCUCCACUGGGACUCCCUCAACAACCACAUCAACUACAACUACCACCUCCACUCCGACUCCAAAUACAACAACACCUACACCACCCACAUCAACCACCACCACCACUGAAACCCCUACCACAACCACAUCAACAUCUACACCAACCCCCACUGGGACUCCCUCAACAACCACAUCAACUAUAACUACCACUCCGACUCCAAGUACGACACCUACACCAUCCACAUCAACCACCACCACCACCACUGAAACCCCUACCACAACCACAUCAACAUCUAUACCAACCCCCACUUCCUCAACAACCACAUCAACUACAACUACCACUUCCACUCCGACUCCAGGUACAACAACACCUACGCCACCUACAUCAACCACCACCACCACUGAAACCCCUACCACAACCACAUCAACAUCUACACCAACCUCCACUGGGACUCCCUCAACAACCACAUCAACUACAACUACCACCUCCACUCCAAUUCCAAGUACAACAACACCUACACCACCCACAUCAACCACCACCACCACUGAAACCCCUACCACAACCACAUCAACAUCUACACCAACCCCCACUUCCUCAACAACCACAUCAACUACAACUACCACUUCCACUCCGACUCCAGGUACAACAACACCUACGCCACCUACAUCAACCACCACCACCACUGAAACCCCUACCACAACCACAUCAACAUCUACACCAACCUCCACUGGGACUCCCUCAACAACCACAUCAACUACAACUACCACCUCCACUCCGACUCCAAGUACAACACCUACGCCACCUACAUCAACCACCACCACCACUAAAACCCCUACCACAACCACAUCAACAUCUACACCAACCCCCACUUCCUCAACAACCACAUCAACUACAACUACCACUUCCACUCCGACUCCAGGUACAACAACACCUACGCCACCUACAUCAACCACCACCACCACUGAAACCCCUACCACAACCACAUCAACAUCUACACCAACCUCCACUGGGACUCCCUCAACAACCACAUCAACUACAACUACCACCUCCACUCCGACUCCAAGUACAACAACACCUACACCACCUACAUCAACCAUCAUCACCAGCACUGAAACCCCUACCACAACCACAUCAACAUCUACACCAACCCCCACUUCCUCAACAACCACAUCAACUACAACUACCACUUCCACUCCGACUCCAGGCACAACAACACCUACGCCACCUACAUCAACCACCACCACCACUGAAACCCCUACCACAACCACAUCAACAUCUACACCAACCUCCACUGGGACUCCCUCAACAACCACAUCAACUACUACCACCUCCACUCCGACUCCAAGUACAACAACACCUACACCACCCACAUCAACCACCACCACCACUGAAACCCCUACCACAACCACAUCAACAUCUACACCAACACCCACUCCAUCAUCAACAACAGAGUGCUACUGUGUAAUGAAUGGAACCCGAUAUGAGAGAGGUGAAAUAAUAGAAGAAGGCAGUUAUAGAGGAGUGUGCUUUCUUGCCAACUGUUCAUGGUGGUGUGAAGUAGAGUAUUACUCUUGGAAUUGUUUGUCCACAACAACACCAACUACAGCUACAACCUCAACAGUGCCAACUACAACAGGAACUAGUACAACCAUAAGCAGCAGCACCACUACGUAUGCACCAACAAAUGCUACAGCACAAACCAAUAUGUCUGUAAUAACAGAAAGUUCUACAUCUCCAACUUCUCAUCGUGUAGAAAUAAACACAUCCUCAUCCACACCCACACCCACAUCCACACCCACAUCCACACCCACAUCCACAUCCACACCCACACCCACACCCUCUUGUAAAAAUGGGACUGUUCCACCAGGAGGCUCUUGGUGGGUUUGUGAGUGUACCUAUGCCAUAUGCAUUACAAAUGACACAUGGGAGUUGGUUACUGUAACGUGCGAGGAACCACCCGAGCCCCAGUGUUCCAAUGGGCUUGCCCCUGUGCGUGUGAUGAACAAGGAUGGAUGCUGCUGGCACUGGGAAUGUGACUGCUACUGCACUGGCUGGGGAGACCCACAUUAUAAGACAUUUGAUGGCUUCUACUACAGUUACCAAGGCAAUUGUACCUAUACCCUGGUGGAAGAGAUUAAAGAAACAAUUGACAACUUUGGAGUGUACAUUGAUAACUACCACUGUGAUCAAAGAGAGCCAGUCUCCUGCCCACGUACACUCAUUGUAAAACAUGAGACACAGGACAUACGCAUACACACGCUCAGACCAAUUCCUGUAAAAAUAGAGGUGACCAUAAAUGGGAAGACAGUGAAUUUACCUUACAAAAAAUACGGCGUGAAAGUUUAUCAGUUAGGUAUUAAUUAUGUGGUGGAAAUUCCUGAAUCGAGGAUAAACGUAACCUUCAAUGGUAUAUCCUUCACUAUUCGGAUGCCCUACGAGCUAUUUGGCAACAACACCCAGGGACAGUGUGGUACAUGCAACAAUAAUACAGCAGAUGAUUGUAGGAUGCGCAGUGGAGAUCUUGCACCUACCUGUGAAAUAAUGGCAGAUGACUGGGUUAUUGAUGAUGCCUCCAAACCACAUUGUCCUCGAAUGCCCCCAACUCUGGGACCACCAACUGUUAAACCCCUCUGCAAACCAUCUCCGCUCUGUGGACUUUUACUUGGGAGUGUUUUCAAGAAAUGCCAUGACGCUGUUGAUUAUCAAAGCUUCUAUGAAGCCUGCGUAUUUGAUAACUGCAGGAUUCCUAACCGUGGCAUGGAAUGUGCAAGUCUUCAGAUCUAUGCAUCAACGUGUGCAGACCAAGGAGUCUGCAUUGAUUGGAGAAAGUUUACCAAUGGCACAUGUCGUGUCAGCUGCCCAUCUAACAAAGUUUACACAGCAUGUGGUUCUUCUCAAGAGGAGACUUGCAAAUCAGGCUUAAUUGGAGUCAACCAAACUCAGCAAAUUGAAGGCUGCUUCUGCCCUGAAGGGACUACACUUUAUGAUGCUGGUGUGGAUGUCUGUGUGAAAACCUGUGGAUGUGUUGGACCAGAUAAUAUACCAAGGAAGUUUGGGGAGCAGUUUGAGUUUGACUGCAAGAAGUGCAGUUGCCUGGAAGGAGGCAGUGGCAUUACCUGUGAGCCCCUCAAAUGCCCAGAAACAGAUAAUGAUGAACAGUGUGAAGGGGAAGGAUUUCACAAGAUCAUUGAAGUCAAUCCUGACAACAAAUGCUGUUCUAAAACCACUUGUGUAUGCAACGCCACUGACUGCACAACACAGCCUUCUCCAUGUAAGCCAGGGUUUGAGGCCGUUACUGACACUCCUGCAGGCAGCUGCUGUCCUGUUUAUCGAUGUGAUCCCAAAGGAGUUUGUGUGGUUAACAAUAAUGAAUACAAGCCUGGUUCAGAAGUCUUAGGAGACAAGUGCCAGCAAUGUUUCUGCACAAAGCAAAGAGACAACAGUACUAAUCUGAAUAUUGUCAGUUGCAGCCCUGUCCCAUGCACUGAGACAUGUCAACCAGGAUAUUCUCUUAUACAACAGCCUGGUGACUGCUGUGGGAAAUGUGUGCAGACAAGCUGUGUUAUACAAACACAAGAUAAUGAUGUUCUCAUCUUGGCACCUGGUGAGCGACGGAGUGCUCCACAUGACAACUGCACUGUUUACAGCUGUGUGAUCAUAAACAGGCAGCUGGUCUCUUCCACCUCUUCAAUAAGCUGCCCAGCAUUUAAUGAGGAAAUGUGUCAGCCUAACACCAUUACGUAUUUGCCUAGCGGAUGCUGUAAAACAUGUAAACCCAAUGCUCAGCCAAUACCAGCGCCAUCGUGCUAUCCCACUGAAACAAAGGACUAUAUCAUUUAUGAUGGUUGCCGUUCAGCAGACCUGGUCUCUGUGACUCAGUGUGAGGGACAAUGCGGAACCUCCUCACUAUACUCAGUUGAAGCCAACUCAAUGGCGCACAAGUGCACUUGCUGCAGGGAAGCAAAAAUGAGCAUGAAGGAGAUCACACUGCUGUGCCCUGAUGGGAAGAACAAGCGGCACCGCUACCUUCAUGUGGAAACUUGUGAGUGUCUCAGUACCGAGUGUGACCAGUCACACUCAUCGAAUUAGUCCCGCAAGAGCACAGCAGAAAGUAGCACGGAAGAGUCCAAGGAUAAGGAACAGAAUGCUGUGGAGCGUGUCACAAAGGCAAUUGAUAUGUCAAAGGUCCAUUUCAUGAAGGGCUAAACAACAGGUUACAAGUGAAGCAAGAAAAAGGUUCAAGGGACUACACAGGUGGUGAUUGUUUUCAUUCAUAAUUCAGUGCUUGGCCUUAUUUUCCACAGUCCUCUUAAUAUGACUGGUUCUCAUUGUGCUUGCUUUAUUUAUUUGUGUUUUUUAAAAAUAAUUGGAGAAACGUUUUUCCAGAGUUAAAGAGAAUGGGAGGGUUUAUGUAUUGGACUUUUGAGUUAGCUUCUUUCUGCUUUGAAUAAAUA